AUGGUGACGAAUCAUAACCUUUGUUUAUGUUGCUUUCUCGUUUACUUCUCUCUCACAGAUUCUCUGUCUCUCUCUCUCUUUGUCACAGUCUCUCUGUCUCUCUCUCUCUUUGUCACAGUCUCUCUGUCUCUCUCUCUCUUUGUCACAGUCUCUCUGUCUCUCUCUCUCUCUUUGUCACAGUCUCUCUGUCUCUCUCUCUCUUUGUCACAGUCUCUCUGUCUCUCUCUCUCUUUGUCACAGUCUCUCUGUCUCUCUCUCUCUUUGUCACAGUCUCUCUGUCUCUCUCUCUCUCUCUUUGUCACAGUCUCUCUGUCUCUCUCUCUCUCUCUUUGUCACACUCUCUCUGUCUCUCUCUCUCUCUCUUUGUCACAGUCUCUCUCUCUCUCUCUCUCUCUCUUUGUCACAGUCUCUCUCUCUCUCUCUCUCUCUUUGUCUCAGUCUCUCUGUCUCUCUCUCUCUCUUUGUCACAGAGUCUCUGUCUCUCUCUCUCUCUCUUUGUCACAGUCUCUCUGUCUCUCUCUCUCUCUUUGUCACAGUCUCUCUCUCUCUCUCUCUCUCUCUUUGUCACAGUCUCUCUGUCUCUCUCUCUCUCUUUGUGUCAGUCUCUCUCUCUCUCUCUCUCUCUUUGUCACAGUCUCUCUCUCUCUCUCUCUCUCUUUGUCACAGUCUCUCUGUCUCUCUCUCUCUCUCUUUGUCACAGUCUCUCUGUCUCUCUCUCUCUCUUUGUCACAGUCUCUCUGUCUCUCUCUCUCUCUCUUUGUCACAGUCUCUCUGUCUCUCUCUCUCUCUCUUUGUCACAAUCUCUCUCUGUCUCUCUCUCUCUUUGUCACAGUCUGUCUCUCUCUCUCUCUUUGUCAGUCUCUCUGUCUGUCUCUCUCUCUCUUUGUCACAUUCUCUCUCUGUCACAUUCUCUCUCUUUGUCACAGUCUCUCUGUCUCUCUCUCUCUCUCUCUCUUUGUCACAGUCUCUCUUUGUCACAUUCUCUCUCUGUCACAUUCUCUCUCUGUCACAUUCUCUCUCUGUCACAUUCUCUCUCUGUCACAUUCUCUCUCUGUCACAUUCUCUCUCUGUCACAUUCUCUCUCUGUCACAUUCUCUCUCUGUCACAUUCUCUCUCUCUCUCGCCUUUCUUAUAGACAUCUUAUCGAAUAUCUCGUUUUAUAAUAAUCAUAAAUAUAAAUCUACUUGCGUACCUCGAACUUUAUUGGUUUACAUUCCAAGUUCUCUCCUUUCGACUAAAGCAUCACUGAAGUUUUGCAAAAUGCAAUACUUCUAUACAGCCGCUCUUUUAUCUCUUUCUUCGUCGAGAUGUUUUUUGUUAAUUCCCUCUCUUAUUCGUGCCAGGUUUUUUUAUUUUUUUUAUUUCCCACUCUUUCUUGAUUGUACCGUUCUUUUUUUUAUUAUUCGUUGCCGCUCUUUCUCGAUCGUACUGUUUUUCAUUCUUUUUUUUUGGGGGGGGAGCAUUUUCUCACUCACAAAUCCUUACACUUUUCUAUCUUUCCACUUUGUCGCAUGCCAUAGUAGCAAAGAGAGAGACACAGUUAAAAAAAAAAAAAACUUUCUCUACUGCCGUUCUGUUCUAAUUACCUUUCCCCGAUUUUUAUUGCCUUCUCUCUCAUAUCCUCACUUUUUUUUUCCCAUCUUUCUUAUUCUCUGUCGCAUGGCAUUAGUUUGUUUUUCUAUCUCUCAACCGCAAUUCGUUAUUUCCUAUUACAAAGUUCCCUCCUUGGUGACCAAAUUCCCUUCUUUCUUCACUGACUUUUCUCUCGUCCGCUGGGAAAUUGUUCUUUUACGGUCGCUGAAAGGUCUUCGCUUUUCCCGUCUGUUUGGAGGUCUUCGCUUUUCCCGUCUGUUUGGAGGUCUUCGCUUUUCCCGUCUGUUUGGAGGUCUUCGCUUUUCCGUCUGUUUGGAGGUCUUCGCUUUUCCCGUCUGUUUGGAGGUCUUCCUUUUCCCCGUCUGUUUGGAGGUCUUCCUUUUUCCUGUCUGUUUGGAGGGUCUUUUCCGUCUGUUUUCCUUUUCCCGUCUGUUUGAGGUCUUCCUUUUCCUGUCUGUUUGGAGGUCUUCCUUUUCCCGUCUGUUUGGAGGUCUUCGCUUUUCCCGUCUGUUUGGAGGUCUUCGCUUUUCCCGUCUGUUUGGAGGUCUUCGCUUUUCCCGUCUGUUUGGAGGUCUUCGCUUUUCCCGUCUGUUUGGAGGUCUUCGCUUUUCCCGUCUCUUGUCUAUCUAUUUAAUCUUUCUCUAG
Acanthosepion pharaonis is the source of this 2238-nucleotide messenger RNA. Lineage: Eukaryota; Metazoa; Mollusca; Cephalopoda; Sepiida; Sepiidae. The record is from the annotation of a GenBank genome assembly.